AUGCCCCCGCCGCCGCCGGCGCGCCGGCUCCUCCACGUCCAUGUCUUCCUCUCCUUCCUCAGCCUCCUCGUGUUCCUGGCCGCGAGGUGGCGCCCCGCGGCGGCGUCCGCGCUCUCGACCUUCGCGCUGGCCAAGGCGGGCAACACGACCAUAGUGUGCGGCCUCCUGCCGUCGGCGUCGUCCCCGCUGCUGGUGGACCUCAACUGCACGGCGGCCGGCGGCGACCACACGCGCCAGGAGACGUACCCGUCGUCGCACCCCUUCGCCGCACUGGCCGGCGGGGAGGACUUCCUCUGCGCCGUGGGGCCGUCCGGGGAGCGCGCCGGCGACGUCGACAUGCGCUGGUGGGACCUGUCCGGCAACGGCGACGGCAGGGAGAAGCGGGUCUACUCCGGCGCGCCGCUACGCGCGCUUGCCGCCGGCGAGUACAAGGUCUGCGGGGUGCUCGCCGGCGGGGAGCUCCACUGCUGGCGGUGGCGCGGGCUCGACAUCCCCAGGGAGCUCCGCUUCGUCGCCGCCGCCGUCGGAGACGGCUUCGUGUGCGGCAUCCUCAACGGCACGGCGGCGUCGAUCCGCUGCUUCGGGAACGACACGGCGGACCCGGCCGUCACCCACGCGCCGUCGGGCGGGAACUACGACGUGGUGGCGGCGUGCGGCACCCGAGCGUGCGCGCUGUCGACGGCGGGGGCGCUCCAGUGCUGGGGCCGCGGCGCGCCGGAUUUGCCGGGCGCCGGCGCGUCCGCCGGGUACGCCGCGCUGGCAUUGGGCGAGGGCGGCGUCUGCGGUCUGCGCACCAACGGCACCAUCCGCUGCUUUGGCGAAGGGGUCGCCGCGCCGCCAGGCACCCUCGCCGGCGCGCAGUACCUCGACGUCAAAGCGCAGGGGAAGGCCUUCUGCGGCUUGCUCAUGGCCGACUACUCCCUCGUCUGCUGGGGCGGCCGCGAGUUCAACGCCACCAACCACCUCGUCUUCCCCCGCGUCAUGCCGGGUCCCUGCGCCCCCAUGUCCUCGUGCAGGUGCGGCGUCUUGCCGGGGUCCGCCAACUUCUGCGCCGCCCGGAGCUGCAUCUGCCACGACUGCGUGUUCGACCUCAACGUCGCUCGGCCCAAUGCGUCGACAGCGUUCAACUCGGAGCUCACCGCGCUGGCGCGCGCCAACCACAAGAACAUCGUCUGCCUCCUGGGCUGCUGCGCCGACUCCGGCGAGCGCGUGCUCGUGUACGAGUUCAUGGCGAACGGCACGCUGCACGACCAGCUCCACAGCCGCGUCCCUAUGGCGCCCGCCGUGUCGUCGUGGCGCGGCCGCCUCGCCAUCGCGCUCGACGCGGCACGGGGCAUCGAGUACAUGCACGUCUACGCCGUGCCGCCCAUCAUCCACCGCGACGUCAAGUCCGCCAACAUCCUGCUCGACGACGCGUGGACGGCCAAGAUCGCCGACUUCGGCCUGUCCUCCGUCCUGGACCCCACCGCCGGAGCCUGUGACGACGCUGGCGGCGGCGGCGAGCCGCUCUACACCGGCGGCACCGUGGGGUACAUGGACCCGGAGUACUACCGGCUGCAGCACCUGACGGACAAGAGCGACGUGUACAGCUUCGGCGUCGUGCUCCUGGAGCUCAUGUCCGGGUGCCGCGUCGUGCAGCGCUACGCCGAGAGCGUGACGCCCAAGAACGUCGUCCAGUUCGCUGUGCCGCACAUCCUCGCCGACGAAGUCGCGCGGGUGCUCGACCCGCGGCUGCCGGCGCCCACGCCCGAGGAGGCCGAGGCGCUGGCCUACGUCGGCUACCUCGCCGCCGACUGCGUGGGCUCCGUGGGCUGCGACCGCCCGUCCAUGACCGAGGUCGUCGACGCCCUGGAGCGCGCCCUCGCCGCCUGCGGCGCCGCGCCGCUCUCCCGCGCCGGCACCGGCCGCCGCCCCGCGCUCUCCCGCUCCGGCACCGACCAGUUCGACCUCACCGACACCGACUAGCCCUUCGCUGCCGCCGUCGCCAUUGCUGACGAAACGCAGCCGUUCGCAUCGCGUCACCGGGCACUUCCAUGGACCCUAGUGCCUGCCAACUGCAAACCGCCGCACGCGCGUCGCCAUUGGGGACACCAGAUCGUCCUGUCCCUGGACCAUGGCUGCUCCAUUGAGGAGAAAAGAAAAGGCAAAUCAAGCAACAGCGGAAUCAGAAGCCCAGAUCCGACGCCGACAUCGGAAUCAACGGUCUGAUUUCUUCUUGGCGAUGAGAUUAACCUUCGAUUGACUCGCGAACAAACCCCCACAGCGACAGGGCACCGGAUCAGGAUCAGGAUCAGGAUCAGGCAUGGCCGUCGUGCGGGGUGAAACGAAUUGACGGGGCCCGGCACGACGACGGAAAAGAUCAUUCUUUCUUUCUCUCCCCUUUCCUCCUUUCUUGCUGUAUUCGUUGUGUCUUUGCUUUCGGCAUUUUCCUCUCUGGGAGGUUUCCAUAUUCUUUACCAAUGUGAAUAGAUAGAUCAGAGAUAAGGAUUGAGAACAGUAGAAUUACGAUUUAUACUUGCUUCAAUUUUUUUUCCAAUGAAGAUUAUUAGGACUUGUUCAUGUGUA
This is a messenger RNA of Setaria italica (foxtail millet), 2565 nucleotides long. Its product is annotated as serine/threonine-protein kinase-like protein CCR4. The transcript has 2 exons. Lineage: Eukaryota; Viridiplantae; Streptophyta; Magnoliopsida; Poales; Poaceae. Gene Ontology annotation, biological process: protein phosphorylation. Gene Ontology annotation, molecular function: protein serine/threonine kinase activity; ATP binding. The coding region runs from base 1 to 1965 and encodes 654 amino acids. The record is from RefSeq and is a predicted model, not a curated record.